AUGGCUGCGCAACGACAAGCCUCCUCUGCCUCGCAGACUCCUCACAUCUCCCCCGCGGAACUCUCCUAUCUCUACACAUCGCUCUCCCUCCCGGGUACUCCGAUCCGGCCAGACGGCCGAUCACCAACGCAAUUCCGCCCCCUCUCAGCAGAAACAGAUGUCCUGCCGGGCACGAAUGGUAGCGCGCGGGUCGGAUUUGCGGACGGCACGCAGGCUAUUGUGGGUGUGAAGGCGGAGGUUGAGAAGACUGCUCUAGGGGUACAGGCGCAGCAACUAGAGGGUGCGGGCGGGAAUGGUGAGGCUGGCGCAGACGGAGAGGGUGGUGUAGCGACCUCCGGACAGGGCUCGUGGGUUCAGAUGGCGAUUGAGAUCCCGGGGUUUAGGGACGAUGAUGCCCUGCCUGUUUUUCUUUCUGAGAUGAUGAGGGAGCCGUUGGUGGAAUCCGUUUCAAGCGGGGUGAAGGACGAUGGAGAGAUGGUUGGCGGCCUGAAGGGACGGCUUGUUAUCAAUCGCCGGUGGCAUUGGAGGUUGUAUAUUGAUGUCCUGCUCCUCUCACAACCGCUUUCCUAUCCCCUCCCCCUCCUGUCUCUCACAACCCACCUCGCGCUCCUCGCAACAAAGUUGCCGAAACUCAAGUCAAAAGGCGAAGAAGAUCCCUUCUUCGACGACGACUGGAACGCUGCGGAAUACUUGUACCCUCGCAUCAAACCCGCGAAGACCAACAUCCCCGGCUCAAUAUCCGUGCAUAAAGUACGCCCCCCCGUGACGCUGCUCGUUGUUUCUGUGGCGGAGAAUAUCAUCUUCGAUCCAAGCCGUGAAGAAAUUGCUGUGGCGGACGCCGUGCUCGCCAUUUCAAUAGCACACGACGCCGACUCAGGUCGGCUGAAGCUGCUCUCGAUCCGCACGAUCGACCCUCCAUCUCGGCUUACACAGCCGGGUGUUCCGAAUUCAGAGAAUGUGGCGACCGUUGGGUCUACAGCUGCGGCGGAGGAGUCUGCGAUUGUCAAUCCUUCUACGGGAGAGGAGGAGGUGCCUGGUGUCUGGAAGCCGAGACGAGGUGGUGUAAAGAGGGCUACGAUUGCCAACAUGGUUAAGAUGGUGCUGGAGCAGGGUGGUGUUGGAGAAGAAGUCCUUGAGGGUUUGGAGGGAGUUGAGGUUGGAUGA
Molecule: messenger RNA, 1164 nt
Organism: Aspergillus mulundensis
Lineage: Eukaryota; Fungi; Ascomycota; Eurotiomycetes; Eurotiales; Aspergillaceae
Product: exosome non-catalytic core subunit RRP42
Exons: 2
Coding region: 1-1164 (387 amino acids)
Biological process (GO): exonucleolytic trimming to generate mature 3'-end of 5.8S rRNA from tricistronic rRNA transcript (SSU-rRNA, 5.8S rRNA, LSU-rRNA); TRAMP-dependent tRNA surveillance pathway; nuclear polyadenylation-dependent mRNA catabolic process
Cellular component (GO): cytoplasmic exosome (RNase complex); nuclear exosome (RNase complex)
Source: RefSeq, a predicted model, not a curated record